Mus caroli (Ryukyu mouse) is the source of this 3023-nucleotide messenger RNA. It is a transcript of the gene Irak3, whose product is annotated as interleukin 1 receptor associated kinase 3. Gene Ontology annotation, cellular component: plasma membrane. Gene Ontology annotation, molecular function: protein binding; protein kinase activity; ATP binding. Gene Ontology annotation, biological process: protein phosphorylation; signal transduction. The record is from RefSeq and is a predicted model, not a curated record. Lineage: Eukaryota; Metazoa; Chordata; Mammalia; Rodentia; Muridae.
UACGUCACGUGGGGCCCGCCCUGCGACGGCGUGUUGCAAGCUCCGGGCAGCCGUCGUGGAGCUGAAUUUCCGCGGUUGUGAAAGGCGGUGGCAGCGGCGACCUCCCUGCUUCUCUGCGUGGGGUCCGGGACUCCGCGAUGGCCGGCCGGUGCGGGGCCCGUGGCGCUCUGUCGCCACAGUUGCUGCUCUUCGACCUGCCGCCCGCACUGCUGGGAGAGCUUUGCGGGAUCCUGGACAGCUGCGAUGGCCCGCUCGGCUGGCGGGGCCUGGCGGAGCGACUUUCAAACAGCUGGCUGGAUGUUCGUCAUAUUGAAAAGUACGUAAACCAAGGUAAAAGUGGAACAAGAGAAUUGCUCUGGUCCUGGGCACAGAAAAACAAGACGAUCGGCGACCUUUUAGAGGUUCUCCAGGACAUGGGGCAUCAACGAGCUAUCCACUUAUUCAUCAACUAUGGCAUAAGCUGGACUCCUUCAGUGCAGAUGCAUCACGAGCUUCCAUUCCCUAGCUUCUCACCUGACGUGAAGCAUGCGUGCAGAGAAAACGACCCUGGACCUCUGGAACCAGCCAGUGUAACAGUGGAUAAUGUUCUUGUUCCUGAACAUAAUAAAAAAGGAACACUGCAGAAACCCCCUAUCAGCUUCCAGAGUAUCCUAGAAGGAACCAAACAUUUCCACAAAGACUUCCUGAUUGGAGAAGGGGAGAUAUUUGAAGUCUACAGAGUGACCAUUCGAAACCAGACAUAUGCUGUUAAAUUGUUUAAACAGGAGAAAAAAAUGCAACUUAAGAAGCACUGGAAGAGAUUUUUAUCAGAACUGGAAGUUUUACUCCUGUUCCGUCACCCCCACAUACUAGAGCUGGCUGCAUAUUUCACGGAGACUGAGAAGCUUUGUCUAGUUUAUCCCUAUAUGAGCAACGGGACGCUUUUUGACAGAUUACAGUGCACAAAUGGUACAACCCCGCUUUCCUGGCACGUUCGAAUCAGCGUAUUGAUAGGAAUAGCCAAAGCCAUCCAAUACUUGCACAACACUCAGCCGUGCGCCGUCAUCUGUGGCAACGUUUCCAGUGCAAACAUACUCUUGGAUGACCAGCUCCAACCCAAACUAACGGAUUUUGCCGCGGCACACUUCCGACCCAAUCCAGAGCAGCAGAGUUCUACCAUAAAUAUGACUGGCAGUGGCAGGAAACAUCUGUGGUACAUGCCAGAAGAAUACAUCAGACAGGGAAGACUUUCCGUUAAAACUGAUGUCUACAGCUUCGGAAUCGUGAUCAUGGAGGUUCUAACGGGCUGCAAAGUGGUGCUGGAUGAUCCGAAACACGUUCAGCUGCGGGAUCUCCUCAUGGAACUGAUGGAGAAAAGAGGCCUAGACUCCUGCCUGUCCUUCUUAGACAGGAAGAUACCGCCCUGUCCUCGGAACUUCUCUGCAAAGCUCUUCUCUCUGGCAGGCCAGUGUGCGGCAACGAGGGCCAAGUUAAGACCCACGAUGGAUGAAGUCCUAUCCUCUCUGGAGAGCACCCAGCCUAGCUUGUAUUUUGCAGAAGACCCUCCCACUUCCUUGAAGUCCUUCAGGUGUCCUUCUCCACUGUUCUUGGAUAAUGUCCCAAGUAUUCCAGUAGAAGAUGAUGAAAACCAGAAUAACCAUUCAGUACCUCCCAAGGAAGUUUUGGGGACAGAUAGAGUGACUCACAAAACCCCCUUUGAAUGCAGCCAGUCUGAGGUUACCUUUCUAGGCUUGGACCGAAACAGAGGGAACAGGGGAAGUGAAGCAGCUUGCAAUGUGCCCGGUUCUUCUUGUGAGGAAUGCUGGUCCCCAGAGCUUGUGGCGCCAUCCCAGGACUUAAGGCCUACUGUGAUCAGUUUGGGCUCGUCUUGGGAAGUACCAGGCCAUUCUUAUGGGAGCAAGCCAAUGGAGAAGAGGUGUUCCUCUGGGCUCUCUUGCAGUGAGCAUGAACAGUCCAAAAAGCAGUGAAUCCACCAGAAGAUCAAGAAAAAAAUAAAAGCAAACGUCGCUGAAGGCACUGAGCAAAUAGUGUCCCCGUGGAAAGGCAUGAGCUCUGAGCUCCGUGAGUACAGCCAAGGGACCAACUGAUGGAGAAUUUGAAUGGUGCAGAUUAGCAGCAAGGAAGUCUAUUCCUUCCUCCAAACAGAAUAAUUUCAAGAGAUGCUUUAUCCGAGUGACCGCCUCUCAGCCAAACCUGAGAAGCUAAACUGGAGCCAAGCAGAGUUAUCCAAGAUUCUGGGUUCUGGCAAUCAAAACCUAGCAAAGAGUAGCAGGAACCUUAAGUCUCUCACUCUCUCUCCUCAUCCGAGUGAGAUCUUGGUAUAGGUGAACAGAGAACCACCCACCUUCCAGAACCAGAACCACCUUCUCCCCAAGCCAGCAUUCAGUCAUCAGCAGCCAGCAGUCGCCAGCAGUCAAACAUGAUACAGUGUCACUCCCCCUCUGUACAUGCCCUACGCCCUUUAUAAAACCCAGGUCUUCAGGGCCCACCCCUUUCUUUUUCCAUCCUUGCUCAGAGGCAGCCUUUUGUAUACAUUCCCUGACCCCACCCCAAUAUAUCUCUCAUAUGAUAUCUGUUGCAUAGUGUGACUUUGUGGCAUUACUUGGUUGUCAGAUCAUUUGCACAAGAACAAACGAAUAAACAACAACAAAGCCCACCAUCAUUACCACUGGCACUCAAUGCUAGUCUUUCUACUAGGGAUACGGACAGUCUAUUGGCUUCCCAUGGUCAUAGGGAAGUUGCUCAAACGCAAAGGUUGUAGGGAAUGUCUAAUUUGUAAAUGGUGUCCGGUGCCUUUGGAAGGAAUUGUGUUUUUACAGCGACUGGCAGUUGCUACUCUUUUGUUUAUCGCUGGUUAACCGGUCUGUCGGGAAGUGAGCCAAGUCACCCUUGCUAGGGCUUUUUUCUGUGUAGAGAGGGAAUUCCAGUCCAAAGUCUGCAUCUCUGUAUUUAAAUUCUUAGAAGAGUUGCCUGUGGUAUUCCAAUUGUUAUAAAAAAAAAUUAUAUUAAAGAAUUACAGCGCU